GCACUCUGGUAUCUAUUUCCAGCCCAAGCGUCCGUUAGGCCCAAGCCCCUCUGCGAUGGCUCUAAAGGAAGCAGGGAUUAACCCCACCAAGAGGGCCAAGAAGAGGGUCCCUGAACGCCCUCAACCACUCCCUCUACCAGUAUCGCGAGAGCUGCCAGUGGAGGCGGAGACUAUUCAGACCCAGCUCCAUCGCAGCACAACACAAGAACACUACACCUACACCAACGUACCCUGGAAGAUCUACAUCAGGAAGGAGGUGUUCUACCCUAAAGACAGCUUCAACCAUCCCCUGGUGCUGGACCUCAUUUUCAAACAGAUAGUGAAUGACACUCUGUCUCAGGCAUGUGUUAGAAUCUCCAAUCAGGAGAGAAUGAAGAUGAAGUCUCUGUUUGAGAAACAUGGUGUAGAGCGGAACACGGACACAGUGGACGAGGCGGUGAAGAAGGAGGUUGUCACAGUAGCCAAGGAAUCCUGGGAUAUUUAUUUCUCAUGCCUAUUUCCUGCCUCUGGUAGUGCAGGUACAGGGGUACAGGUGUUGUCCGUGUCUCACACCGGGAUCCGGCUCCUGAAGACAGUGAAGAGCAGCACUGAAGAGUCGGACUACUUCAGAGUCCUACGACAUUACACCUACGCGGACAUCCUUUUUCUGACCGUACCUUCAGGGAACAUGCUGGAGUUUAAUCUAACCAAUGAGAAGCUGAUUCUGUUCUCAGCCAAGGCUCCACAGGUCAAACACAUCGUGGACUGCUUCAUCACUGAGAUCAAGAAGGACUCUGACUAUGUGGUAGCAGAGCGUAACUUUGUGACAGACGAGCGUCCUCUGCUCGCAUUCCAUAAAGGUGAUAUCAUCAGGCUGCAGGUCACGGAAGGACUGGAAAAGGGAUAUAGCUACGGCUCUGUUGUGAGGAAGAAGGUGAUGUUUCUGGAGGAGAUGAAGAGAGACACGCCAGACUUUGGUUGGAAGUUUGGAGGGGUGUUUGGUCGUGCAGGGGCGUUCCCGACAGAUUGUGUCCGUCCCGUCGCUGCCCCUGACUUCCUGUCCCUCCCGGUCGACCGCAGGGCGGAGCUUAAAGGAGGAGCAGGGCGGGUUGCCGUGACAUCAGCUAUGGCUGUGGCCGUGGCGUCCAGCGCGGCCGCUCACGAGAUAGACCCCACCCUGGAGGAGGGGUUUGAUGAGGUCCUAGAGGUCGACGAGAGCAUUCUGCAGGACACGCGGUACGAUAUGGUGGAGUUCGCAAAGAAAUACUUUAGACAACCGGCUGCUAAGGGGGCCUCUGUGAAGUCCAAGAAGCCCAAAGACACCAGAGAUCCCUUUGAAAUGGUCAGGUUCUCCAAGUCUCCACUGUCUGAAUCUCUGAUAGAGUUCACUGAUCCUGCUAUGAACAGAGUGGCUACAGACAUCUUCCUAUCGGUGAUGCGUUUUAUGGGCGACCACCCCCUGAAGGGCCUGACAGAACAAGAAGUAGUCAACACCUUCCUGAAGCUGAUUGGACAGUUUGGUCUGAUGAAGGAUGAAGCCUACUGUCAAAUCCUCAAACAGAUUACAGGAAACACCAGCUCUAAACCGGACAGUUGUCAGCGUGGCUGGAGGAUGCUUUACAUCCUGACUGCGUUCCAUCGCUGCUCUGAGGUCCUGAAGCCCUUCCUGUUGAAGUUCCUACAGAACGCCUCCCUUAGUCAGGGAGUAGUGUUUCAGGGCAUAUCAAAGGCUUGUGAGCAGAACCUGAGGAAGACCUAUCGGUACGGAGGACGCAUCAUUCCUCCCAGCAGCAUGGAACUGAAAGCUACGGUGGCGGGGAGGAGCUCCAAGCGACAACUGUUCCUGUUCCCAGGAGGCAUCGAACGGCACCUGAAGAUCAAGACGUGCUCUGUGGCGCUGGACGUGAUAGAGGAGCUGUGUUACGAGAUGGGUCUACACAGACUGGAGGCCGUUGACGAGUACGCUGUCUUCCUGGUCACAAAAAGAGGUGAGAAUGUCCGUCCCCUCAAUAAGAGGGAGUACAUCCUGGACAUUGCUACGGAGGCGGAGCCAAUGGACUGUAACUACAGCCUGUGGUUCAGGAGGGUCAUCUGGACACAGACGCUCAAAUUUGACAACGAGCUCUGUGUCACCAUGCAUUAUAACCAGGUGCUUCCAGACUACCGUAAGGGCUUGAUGAACAUCCUGCCCAGAGGUAAAGUCUCUGAACAGCUGUUCCUCCAGAUCUCUAAACUAUCAGCUCUACAACACAGAGCCAAGGACAUGACGUUCAUACCCAGCAUCCAUGAGUUGUCGGAGUACAUCCCCCACCUUCUGUUUGGGAAGCAGCCCCCCCAGGCAUGGGUCACUAUGGUAACGCAGCACAUGCAACAGGUCCAGACCCUCAACCCGCACCAGGCCAAAGCUCAGUUUCUGGGUCUGGUCAGUGCGUUCCCCAUGUUUGGCUCCUCCUUCUUCUACGUUCAGUCUAGCAGCAGUGGCUCCAUCUACGCUCCCUGUAUCCUGGCUGUCAAUCAAAAUGGACUGCACUUUCUCAACAAGGACACUCACGAGCUGCAGACAGUGGUCCCCCUGGUGGAGGUGCAGUCUACCCGCACCCAGAGACCCUCGGCCGGGACCAGCUACCCCUACGUAGACCUCACUCUGGGAGAUCUGACCACUCACAGAGUCACGCAGAUACAGCUCAAACAGGGAUUGGAGCUGUGUCGGGUCAUUGCCAUGCACGUGGAGAACAUGCUGUCAGUCAGGGAGAAGAGAUUCACCCUGCCACCCAGCGAGGUCACUGUGUUAUAAGACACUGUCUGUCUGUCUGUCUGUCUCUCAGGGAGAAGAGACUCACCCUGCCACCCAGCGAGGUCACUGUGAUAUAAGACACUGU
Oncorhynchus tshawytscha (Chinook salmon) is the source of this 2858-nucleotide messenger RNA. RefSeq names its product unconventional myosin-XV-like. Gene Ontology annotation, molecular function: protein binding. Gene Ontology annotation, cellular component: cytoskeleton. Lineage: Eukaryota; Metazoa; Chordata; Actinopteri; Salmoniformes; Salmonidae. The record is from RefSeq and is a predicted model, not a curated record. Bases 56 to 2773 code for a protein of 905 amino acids. The transcript has 25 exons.